Molecule: messenger RNA, 1123 nt
Organism: Spinacia oleracea (spinach)
Lineage: Eukaryota; Viridiplantae; Streptophyta; Magnoliopsida; Caryophyllales; Amaranthaceae
Product: NADH dehydrogenase [ubiquinone] iron-sulfur protein 8, mitochondrial
Exons: 8
Coding region: 110-784 (224 amino acids)
Biological process (GO): mitochondrial respiratory chain complex I assembly; mitochondrial electron transport, NADH to ubiquinone
Cellular component (GO): respiratory chain complex I; membrane
Molecular function (GO): 4 iron, 4 sulfur cluster binding; NADH dehydrogenase activity
Source: RefSeq, a predicted model, not a curated record
UCCCCGUCACUCCCUUUACCACCUCCGAAACCACCCCACAUCCCCCUUUAGAGAGAGAAACACCGAAUCAGCGUCGAUCGAUCGUAAAAUUCUUCGCCAAUUUCCUACAAUGGCGGCGACCUUAGCUCGGAAGUCUCUUCUCGCUCUUCGACCUCGUCAGCUCGCUUUGACAGGACAAGCAUUCCAAGGGUUUAGCCACCAGGAAAUAAGAUCAUUUGCCACCAAGCAUUCAUUUUCCACUGACAAAGAUGAUGAGGAAAGAGAACAGCUUGUUAAAGAGAUAUCGAAGGAUUGGAGUUCUGUUUUUGAGAGAAGCAUAAAUACUUUGUUUCUCACGGAGAUGGUUCGAGGAUUAUCUCUUACUCUCAAGUAUUUCUUCGAUGAAAAAGUGACAAUCAAUUAUCCAUUUGAAAAAGGCCCUUUGAGCCCCCGUUUCCGUGGAGAGCAUGCUCUUCGUCGUUAUCCAACAGGAGAGGAACGCUGCAUUGCCUGUAAACUCUGUGAAGCUGUUUGCCCUGCUCAAGCAAUAACUAUUGAGGCAGAAGCAAGGGAAGAUGGAAGCCGUAGGACAACCAGGUAUGAUAUUGACAUGACGAAGUGCAUCUACUGUGGAUUUUGCCAAGAGGCAUGCCCUGUUGAUGCCAUUGUUGAGGGACCCAACUUCGAAUUUGCAACAGAAACUCAUGAGGAGCUUCUAUAUGACAAGGAGAAACUGCUAGAGAAUGGUGAUCGCUGGGAAACUGAGAUCUCAGAGAAUCUGAGAUCAGAAAGUUUGUAUCGCUGAUCUCAGUUGCUUUGAUGAGGACAUUAUGUUUUCCAUUUUUGUUUUCUGGCUUCUGAAUCAAAACCAAUAAAUUUCUCUGUUUAUGGGGAUUCAGAGAUGAUUUUGUUACCAAUUGCUCAUGUAAACAUUGUUAAAUUGCAAAUUUGCAAUCUUGUAGAUUUUGGUGUAUCGUUAGCCUUAGCCAUUACUCCAUUUGUUGUGGCUGCUAAAUUACCUCAACUUGUAUGUCAGUGCAAAACUAGGCAGACUAUGUUUCAUCGCCUGUUGGGAUAACACAUUGGGUCUAUAUAUUUUUUUAAUCAAGAUUGGAUUUAAUAAGGAAAAUUUCAUUUUGGCUCC